Entamoeba invadens IP1 is the source of this 1626-nucleotide messenger RNA. RefSeq lists its product as hypothetical. The record is from RefSeq and is a predicted model, not a curated record. NCBI's taxonomy places the organism in Eukaryota, Evosea, Mastigamoebida, Endamoebidae. Gene Ontology annotation, cellular component: plasma membrane. Gene Ontology annotation, molecular function: guanyl-nucleotide exchange factor activity. The transcript has a single exon. Gene Ontology annotation, biological process: Ras protein signal transduction; positive regulation of GTPase activity. The coding region runs from base 1 to 1626 and encodes 541 amino acids.
AUGAUUCACAUAACCACAAUCAAGUCGGGUGAGUUUUCCAGUCUUUCCAAAUCGCAAUCGACUCGCAGCAGUGUUUCUUUCCUUCCCAAAGAAGAGAAGUCGAAAGUCAAAUUUAUAUCGCAACGCAGAGGCUCCUUCACUAAAAAGGGCUCAUUAACACUCAUCGGCGCUGUUUUACCAAUUCAACUUGAAACUUUUUUAACAAUUCCUUUAGACACCAAAUUCAACGAAUUCAUCGAAGUCUUAGAAAUACAACAAAUUUACUUCUUCCAAAGUAUUACGUGGUUUUCCGUGAUGAGUGUAUCGCACGCGCGGACUCUUGUGUGGUCGAUGGAGAGUUCGCACCGCCUGUUAUUCGAGUGUGUUGUCAAACACCUUUCCACACACAAUUUGAGUCGCGGCGUAUUAUCGGAAUUCCUCUUUAAAAGGGGAGAGAAGUACCCCAAUACCACAGUGCAGUUCUUGCACUACGUCUUCUGUAAUUUGGAAUUCAUUUUCAACGAAAAUUCGUGUGACGACUCGUACACAAAAACAGGGGUCUUACUUUCUGAGACUCAAGAAUCCCAUUGGAACAAUUUUUUUGAGAUCCCUCUGCAAGACCCCAAUGUCUUUGUUUUAGAGUGUGCUGUCUAUCUUGACGGCGACGAGUUGUUUAAGAUGAUCAUGAGAUGUGUCUUAGACUUUGAGAAGCAUUGCAACAAGAAUGAGCCGUGUUUUGAAGUGCGGCGAAAGCGGAUCCAAGACUUACUGAUGGCGUGGACAGACAUCUUUAGAGAGAACGUCCCACGCUAUUCCAACGUCAUGACCACUAAAAUCGUCCAAAAUGUUGAGCUCUUCGACCCUUUGUUUGUCCACUUAAUUAAAAAGAGGUUCAGUGUUGAGAAGGCCUCUCAAUUGUGUUUAGCCAAAAUCGUUCAACACAAGCGCCGAGGAGUUCGUUUAGAGAAUAUGGAAGACAUCGAGACACAAAUUGGAAAGACUGAAAAUUACGAAGUCAACUUCUUUGGACUGAAACCACCGGUGGUUGCAAUGCAACUUGUCCUGUUCGACCAGAACGCACUCAGACAAGUCAAAUUUGCAGACUUUUACUCGAAGACGCACUUGAAGACCCUCCAAAAUUACUUGGACGUUGUGAAAGUGAUUGAGCGAAUGACGUCGAAUGAGAUCAGCACCAAUCCAUCAAGAAAGAUCUUUUCUUUCUUCAUCAAAGUCUCGUAUGAAUGCGUUACACUUGGGGAUUACAACAUCGCGUUUUUCAUCUACUCUUCGUUGAUUAAAUACUCAAUGUCGAAGGUCGGGGGGUGGUCUGAAAUCGGCAGGAAGACUAAAGGAAAAUGGAACGACUUGAAGACGCUCUUCUCAAUCGCGAGAAACAGCGCGACGUAUCGGAAAAGCUUUGAAGAACACGUGGAACCAAAGAUCCCAAUAAUCGCGUUAUUAAUGGGCGACAUGGUCAGGCUUAACGACAUGGAUACACUGAACCCAGAUGGGAAAUUGAAUAUGGUAAAGAUGAGUAAAUUCUCUAAUGUGUUGGGAACACUUCUUAAUGCGAGACAACACACUUACCCACAAUUGCCGGAUGAAGGGAUACAAAACUAUUUAAACCACUACACACUCUUUGGAUGA